Melanotaenia boesemani (Boeseman's rainbowfish) is the source of this 2033-nucleotide messenger RNA. RefSeq names its product carbohydrate sulfotransferase 11-like. The record is from RefSeq and is a predicted model, not a curated record. Bases 323 to 1432 code for a protein of 369 amino acids. The transcript has 3 exons. Gene Ontology annotation, molecular function: sulfotransferase activity. Gene Ontology annotation, biological process: proteoglycan biosynthetic process; carbohydrate biosynthetic process. Gene Ontology annotation, cellular component: membrane. NCBI's taxonomy places the organism in Eukaryota, Metazoa, Chordata, Actinopteri, Atheriniformes, Melanotaeniidae.
UGCUGCUUGACCAUUUUGCUCACCCACUGGAACCACGGGCUUCUGGGGAAACAGGGGUUAACUGUCGGUUCAAUGAGAUACCUCUCGGUCUUAAAAAUCUCCCCUUUACAGAGACAGCGCAGUUCGGACUACAGCCGCAGUAAUGAAGCCUGCUCCGCAGCCUCGCGCAGAGACACCACGGUAACCGACAGACACGACAGACCGGCGGCGGGGUCUGUUGCCCCGGGUGCUCCUUGGUUUGCUGCCCCUGCGUCUUCCUGCCCCGGACAUGCGAAGAUGUGCAGGAUAAUAAAGGCGCGUCAAAGAUCAGGGAGCCGGAUCGAUGCUCUUAUCGGUGAUCAAGGAGACGCGCAACGCGACGGAUUUUUCGCGUGAGCUCUGGAAGAAUUCGGUUCGGCUUGUUGGUGUCAGGAUGAGGAAACCCAGAGUGAUCCGCAUGGUUUUUGCCUUGAGUCUGGGAUGUUUCAUUAUGGUCAUCUUUUACUUUAACAGCAGUCUGAAACCAGCCUCGGAGCCGUUGGGAGAAAGAAGCAGUCUGCAGAAGUCGAGGAGGAGUCCACUACAGACGCUGUACGAUGGUGACCAGGUUGAGUCAGCAGUACAGGCCAUCCAUCAGGGUCGACGGGAGCUGUUAGAAGAAGCCUGCCGCUCCUACACCCGCAAACGUAGAGUCCUCAUCCCCGAGGACCUGAAGCACGUCAUCGUAGAUGACCAGCACGGCAUGCUGUACUGCUACGUGCCCAAAGUGGCCUGCACUAACUGGAAGCGAGUACUCAUGGUUCUGACGGGUGCCGCCGGGGCCCACAGAGACCCCCUAGCGAUUCCUGCCAACGAGGCCCACAUCCCAGGAAACCUCCGUACCCUGUCGGAGUAUUCCACCUCCCAGAUUAACCAGCGCCUGCGCUCAUACCUGAAGUUUGUCUUCGUACGCGAACCCUUUGAGCGACUAGUGUCUGCGUACAGAAACAAGUUCACACGGAGCUACAACACGGCUUUCCACAAACGCUACGGAACAAAGAUCAUACAGCGGCACAGGCCCAACCCACAGCCAGAAGCUCUGGAGAAAGGAAACGACGUCUCCUUCGAAGAGUUUGUGUAUUACCUGGUGGACCCAGCAACGCAGCGAGAGGAGCCCUUCAACGAACACUGGGAGCGGGUGCACUCACUGUGCCACCCCUGCCUCAUCCACUACGAUGUGGUGGGGAAAUACGAGACGCUGGAGCAGGACUCCCGCUACGUGCUGCAGCUGGCCAGGGUGGAGGACCAGGUCAGCUUCCCCACCUCAUCCAAAAGCACCAGGACUACAGGAGACAUGGCGGCCCAGUUCUUCCACAACAUCAGCCCUUUUUAUCAGAAGAAGCUGUACAAUCUGUAUCGCAUGGACUUCCUUCUCUUCAACUACUCUGUACCAGCCUACCUAAAGUUUAGAUGAGGAUCACACUCAGCCAGAGACUUGUUCCAGGACAGUUUUUUUAGUUGUUUCUCUCGUUUAACAUUUUUUUUUUCAGUUUUAAGAAAAAACAAAACACUAAACUCCGUUCUGAUGCCAUCUGCAAAGACAUAUAAUUAUUUUUAGAGACAUGAUGGAGAGCUUCUGUGCUUGAGGUGGACGUCGUAGGACCUUCAAUCACAAUUUGCCUAAAAAAGGCAAAGUCGGUUUUAAUGUAAUUAAUGAUCAAAUAAACGUUGAUCAACGCUGUUUGUUAGUUUUCAUUUCUGUUUUCUGCUGUUUUAAAAAGAAAAUGUGCACGAAUAAUGUUAAGGUGCAGUCGCAUAAUGAAUAAAGUCAAACCAUAUUUAUACGGUGAAUGUCUCCUAACGUGUGUGCCUUUGAUCAUGAGCCUUAUUUUAUCUCCAGGCAACAGUGAAAAUUUUCAGAACUGUGACUCUUGUUUCCCUUUUUGUACUGUAGGAAGAGACUUUGUGUAACUAUGAUGUUUUUAUUUAUUGUCUUGUGUCUGACUUUGCAAAGUCAAACCAAAAUAGAUAUAUAUGACUUCUCUUGAGUUUUCAAAUAAAACGCAUUUCACUGA